Drosophila persimilis is the source of this 2373-nucleotide messenger RNA. RefSeq names its product Y+L amino acid transporter 2 (gene mnd). Gene Ontology annotation, molecular function: L-amino acid transmembrane transporter activity. The record is from RefSeq and is a predicted model, not a curated record. The coding region runs from base 668 to 2185 and encodes 505 amino acids. Lineage: Eukaryota; Metazoa; Arthropoda; Insecta; Diptera; Drosophilidae. The transcript has 5 exons. Gene Ontology annotation, cellular component: membrane. Gene Ontology annotation, biological process: amino acid transmembrane transport.
AAAGCUUUUCGGUAGUGCAUGCCCCGCCGAUGAAAAUCAGAUUCAGUCCGAUUCGGGUUUUGAGUGCGUCUGGUUCUCUAUGGUUCUCCAUAGAGCGGGAUACUCGCACAAGUAAAUCUCUUGGGGCGCGCAAGCAUUGAUAUCCAUAGUGACUGAGGUAGCCCUCGAAGAUGACUCUUCAGCGAACUCUUCCCCUUUGAAAGACACCACGUGUGUUUCCGAUAAGCCACAUUUCCAUACGCCGGACCGCAUACACCAUACACCAUACAUAUGCACAUGUGCGAGAGUGGAGUGGAGUGUAGUGUGUGUGUGCGCGCGAGUACAAAAUAAAACUGAAAAACUGAAUAAAAGCAUGUGGAAGAGCGCGAAAUAAAAAGAACUGUAUUUGAAUCGACGGACGAGCUCCACGCUCCACGCUGGCACAGAGCACGCUGAAACCGUGCUGAUACGCAAGAUCCCACUGGAAAACGAUAAAAGCAAUGGUCUUACAAAAGCUAUCAUAAAAAUAAAAAUAAUAAUAAAACAAAAACAAAAACCAAUAACCAUCGCUGAGAGAAACAGGAACCCCUAGAGGGAUUCAAGAACCCUACCUUACCCUUAACCCUACCAGCAACCCCUAACUCAAGUCUCUGUCUUGAGAGAACCCAAAACCAAAGUUGUGUGUAAAAUGGCGCGUAUUCAGGCGAGCGAUUCUCUUAUACCCCGACAAAUCUUCGAGAUGCCUCCCGCCGAGCAGCCGAGCCGCGACCGGGAGAACCAGUCCUCCGCGGACAGCGACAGCCAGGGCUCCGGGGUGAAGCUCAAGAAGCAGAUCGGUCUGCUCGAUGGGGUGGCCAUCAUCGUGGGUGUCAUCGUGGGCUCCGGCAUCUUCGUCAGCCCCAAAGGUGUGCUCAAGUUCUCCGGCUCAAUUGGACAAUCGCUUAUCGUCUGGGUGCUAUGUGGUGUUCUCAGCAUGGUCGGCGCCCUGUGCUAUGCGGAACUGGGCACAAUGAUACCAAAAUCCGGAGGAGAUUAUGCCUACAUUGGCACAGCCUUUGGUCCACUGCCUGCUUUCCUUUAUCUAUGGGUCGCCCUGCUGAUUCUGGUGCCCACGGGCAAUGCGAUCACGGCCCUGACCUUUGCCCAGUACCUUCUGAAGCCCUUCUGGCCCUCCUGCGAGGCGCCCGCCGAGGCCGUACAGCUGUUGGCGGCUGCCAUGAUAUGUGUGCUCACCGUUAUCAACUGCUACAAUGUCAAGUGGGUGACACGUGUGACGGACAUAUUCACGGGCACCAAGGUGUUGGCCCUUCUAGUUAUCGUCGGCGCCGGCGUCUGGUACUUGGCCGAUGGCAACACAGAGCACUGGGACAAGCCGUUCAGCGGGGGCAAUCUUUCCCCGGGAUACAUUGCCCUAGCGUUCUACAGUGGCCUCUUCUCGUACUCCGGUUGGAAUUACCUCAACUUUGUCACGGAGGAGCUGAAGGAUCCCUACCGCAAUCUCCCCAAGGCCAUUUGCAUCUCCAUGCCGGUAGUGACGAUCAUCUACAUGGUCACGAACGUUGCUUACUUCUCGGUGCUGUCCACCGACGAAAUACUCUCAUCGGAUGCGGUGGCCGUCACCUUUGGGGACAAGAUGCUGGACUACAUGUCCUGGGUGAUGCCCUUUGCCGUGGCCUGUUCGACUUUUGGCUCUCUCAACGGCGCCAUCUUUGCAUCGUCCAGGUUGUUCUUCGUGGGGGCCCGCAACGGACACCUACCGGCGGCCAUUUCCCUCAUCAAUGUCAAUUGUCUUACCCCGGUGCCAUCGCUGAUAUUUCUGGGCGUUCUCACCCUCUUGCUGCUGUUCAUCAAGGACACCUACGUGCUGAUCAACUACGUCAGCUAUGUGGAGGCCCUGUUCACGCUCAUCUCGGUUUCGGGUCUGCUGUGGCUGCGCUACAAGCAGCCCAAGACGGAGCGACCCAUACGGGUCAAUCUGGCACUGCCGAUCAUCUAUCUGAUCGUUUGCCUCUUCCUGGUGAUAUCCUCGUGCUCGCAGUCGCCCUACGAAGUGGGCAUUGGCACAAUAAUCAUCCUGUCCGGCAUUCCGGUCUACUAUCUGACCAUUCACCAUCCGGUCAAGUGGCUGGCGGACACCUCGCAGUCCAUCAACCUGUGGUGCUCCAAGUUCUUUAUCUGUAUGCCCAAUCAGGAGAAGUUCGAUUAGAGAAGCUGGAUCAGAGAGGGAGAGAAAGAUGAAGAAAGGUGCCUUCCGCGAAUGCAUCGAAUCGAUCGCGGGCCCAAGUCUCAAGCUAUCGCUAAGUUAGGUUAGAAAUUUGGAAUUUUUUAUGAAUUAUACGCACAACAUUACAAAAGUGUUAUUGUAAAUAACUCAAAGGCAUUCUGGCAGCAGAA